UCCGAUGUAGUCGCGCUUGUCUCUGUUCCGUGGUGAAUUGUUUCAGUUUUCAGUUCAGCCUGUUCAGCCGAGUCCGAGUCAGUGGUGGAUAAGAUCUUGUUCGAAGUGGUGGUAUACAACGUUGUUCCGAUUUGUCGUCGUGUGAUUUUGUUGCGGAAAUUGGUGGAUUUUCACAGAAACUGACUCCUACGAGGAAUAAAAAUUACUUUGGAUAUUCCCAAGAACUGAAUCAGACAUGAAACAUAUCAACGUCCAUAUCAUCUAAACCAGCAACUUUGACUUUUACAAGACAAACAAAAGCAAUAGCUGAAAACAUGAAAGUCAAUAAUGGCGUUGGUAACUUUUCGCGAAGUAGUUCAGCCCGGACUGCACCAAAGAAAAAUCCAGUGUUGCCAAAAUCAUCUUAUUCCUCUCCUGCUACUUGCAGUACGCCGCGUAGUCCUACUGUUAACUAUAACGUAAGGGAACCUCCACCAGAUAUACCAAAAUCUCCAAUAUCCGAACAAAAAUCUCCUAGCUACCAGAGAAGCCCUAAAUUUUCUAAAAUGAGUGUUAAUUCGCCGAAAGUAUCGCUUAGCAGCCCGAGCCAGACUGAAAAAAUUUUUGACUUCGCCGACGCGGAUUUCAGACCAAUUAAGUCUCCGAGAUCUCCGCGAUCCCCCAAGAAAUUCAAUUAUGAAGACGAUUCCAGGGAUGCUCCAGGGUCGAGUGAUAAUAAUAGUCACAAUUUCAAUCUUGCCUCUCCUCCAAAAAAGUCUGGAAUGAUGAACCGCCAAAUGUACCAAUCAUCCAAGAGCGACUCGCUUAAUUCUACAAAAUCUAGUUUAGAAUAUUCCUCUACUACUAAGCACCCCACAGGAGCCUACCAAGAUAUAGAGUACAAAGUCUGCCAUUCUCUAGACUCGGAUACCCAAUCCCAAACAACGGCAACGUCAAGUUACAGAGAAUCCUCAACCAGCUUUAGUUCAAGACAUUCCUCUUUUAAAGAAAAAAGAAAACCUAGGUGUAAUAUCAGGACAAAUCCGGGAUAUGAUGACCGGUAUUCAUCGUGUAAAUCCAUCAAUGAGUACGAAGGAAGUACGAAGUCCUUAAAGAGGUGUGAUUGCAGAAAAUCGACUUCUGAUCUAACCGACAUGACAGACGAGGUUGCCAACACGAUGACGACGUCACUCAGUAGGCCUAGCUCUCCAAGGCGAAAGGGCUCAGUGAAAGGAGGUCUGGCCUAUCUGGCUUCCAGAAGAAGUUCUCGAGACUCUAUUGCUUCCAAUAUGUCAAAUGUAUCUAACGAAGACAUAGGACCUUUAAAUUUUCAAAAUACAGUUCGUGGUCGUCAACGGAGAACUUCCAACUUUUUGGAGCUACCUGUUCCAGAUCAUAUCAGGCCUAGAGUGUGUUCGUUGCCAGAAAAACCCUACAACCCCCGACUUAGCGAUGAUCUGUACCGUUUGCGGACAUUCAGUAUAACUAACAAGGGAGGAGUCGUGAACUGCGGGGAUUCCAUCAUUAACAGAAGGUCCAGGUCAAAUACAAGUGUCAAUUCUACCGCCAGUAGAGCAAGUAACGUUUCUGGUGAAAGGUCGCCAUUUGAUGGAUCAUGCUGCGGUUCAGGAUACCAUACGGUCGAUUCGACUCCUUUGGGAUCGCCGGAAGAGGUGGAAGUUCCCAAAUACAGGGUUGUUAUGCUCGGAGACGCGGGUGUGGGCAAAACGGCUCUUGUGUCGCAGUUCAUGACAUCCGAAUACAUGAAUACCUACGACGCAAGUUUGGACGAUGAAUUCGGAGAGAGGACUGUUUCAAUUUUACUUGACGGGGAGGAAUCUGAAAUGAUAUUUAUUGACCAUCCAUCAUCAGAAAUGUCGGUGGAAAAUUCACUAAGUACGUAUGAGCCCCAUGCGUGCGUGAUGGUGUAUUCGGUGGUAUCCAGAUCUAGUUUUCAACAUGCAGAAGAAACACUUAAUUAUCUUUGGAGAGAAGGAUACACUCAAGAGAAAAGUGUGAUUGUGGUGGGAAAUAAGGCCGAUCUAGCGAGAGCACGAGUUAUUCCUCCUAAUGAGGGUAAAGCACUUGCGGUGGCAAGAGAUUGCAAGUUUAUAGAGACAUCUAGCGGAAUUCAACAUAAUGUGGACGAACUCUUGGUAGGCAUCCUAAAACAAAUUCGGUUAAGGGAAUCCAGGGAAAAGAAAAAAGCCACAUUAAAAAAGGAUAACAGUAAAAUACACGGUUCUAAAACAAGUCUGAGCUUAAACAUUGCACGAGAGAUUUUGCAAAAAAUAUGUUUAAAUGAUAUCAGCAAAUCAAAAUCCUGUGAAAAUUUACACGUUUUGUAAUUGUACUGUAGAGAGUAGAUGCAAAAAUCAUAUUUUUCUAUACAUUGGAAAUACUCUGCUAAAUUUGUAUUUUCUCAAAGACUUUUUCUGAACUAUCUUAUUUAGUAUAAAUAAUAGACUAUUUAGCUAAAAGCGUUGGAAGUCUAUAUCGCUUGUAGAUAUAGAAUUGUAGGUGUUAAUUAGUACAAAUUAUCUAAUUAUAGAACAUGUAAAUUUUCUCUCAAAUUUUAUGUACUUUAUCUUGUAAAUGUCAAUUUAAUUUUUUAUUGAACGACUGUAACAUACUAUGUAUUAUGGGUUAUUUUGAUUAAAGAAAAACUUACCUAUCUUAGUUAUUUAUUGUUAAGCAAGUUUAUAAAAUUUUUAUGUUUUAAAAAUGAUAUCCCUUGUUAAGACAGGCCAAAUGCCCCCACUCGCAGGAUUCAUUUUUUCAACGAAAACUUUUCGUUUAUAAAUUCGCAAAGUCUCUGUGUUAUUGCGUUGCCGCUCCUGUAAUACCCAGAUCACAUUUAUCGAUGGAUGUAGUUUUUUCUUCUGAAUCCAAAUCUGAAAACGGCAUUUCGAUAUCUCUAACCGUCUUCGAAAUAAUCGAUCUCAAAGUCUAAAAUGUGAGGUCACAAUCCAUUUAUUUUCUGCCGAUACACUAAACGUCAGCUGAAAUCGUUGCUAAUAAAUAGGCUAGUUUUUUAAUCUCGAUUUGUUAAGGCUAUGGGUACAUAAUUCGCAAAUAUUUUACGUGUAUCCCUACUUUUUCUGUCUUUACACGGCAAAUUACGUGUAGUAAAAUUCACACUGGUGUGGAUAUGUAAACAUUACUAGAAUGUCAUUCUACUUGAAAAUGUCAUAAUUAAUUUAAAGAGAUGGCUUUUGAAUGUUCUUGGAUAACUGUUAUUUUUAUAAUUGCAAAUUAUUAAUUCAGUUAAUAAAUGUGAUAAUUUUUUCACUAACUAUGUUUUCAGUGAUUGUAAUAAUUUAUUUGUACAACAAAAACUAAUAAUCAAUCGAGAAAAGAGGAAAAGUGUUAAAGUGAUUUUUUAAUAAUAUGUUGUUAUUUUGGAACGCUUACAAUUUUGAACAUCUCUAACAACAAAAUACUUUGAUCACAGGAUAUAUCAAUCUGAUGUAUUCUCUGCUUGGAUCUUCCACAAAUAAUACACAAUAAAUAACUUUUUAUUAAGUUCACGUCUUAAAUCAAUUAUUUAUCAAAUACACUAUACGCUGUGAGCUCGUACGUAGAGGGGAUAUUUAUAAAUUCGCGAGCGCCAGUAGUGGCAAGUAUGUAAACGUUUACCGGAAAUUUGACAUAAAUGUCAAAGUGAUUAAUUUAAAAUUAAAAUUAAAAACAUUAAUUAUAAAAAAUAUUAUUUGGUCAAAGCUGUGGUAUAUAUUUUUACCUUAAAUAUACUUACGUUUUAAAUACUGAAUUUAACGUUUUUUUAAUGUUCCGUAAUAUGUAAUUAUAAUUUAAUCUAAAAAUCUUAGCGCCAUCUACACGAUAAUUGUGAAAGUAUCCGAAGUAAGAAAUUCAUAUUUUAUCAAUACAACGUCAAAAUGAUUAGCAAAAUCUUAAAAAAUCGAUUACAAUUUAAUUAUUUUUUUGUGUUGUAAAGGUUAAGCGAUAACAAUUAAAUAAUAAAUUUAAAAUUUACCGGUGAAAGUUGAAUUAGUAAUCCGCUAGGAGCGCCACUAGCGAAGCUCAGAGCGUAUAUAUCAAUAAUAUUUAAUCAAUUUCUCAAAAUAUUCCCGAUGCAAUGUCAAAUAUUUAAAAUUGUCACUGAUUGUCAGUGUCUGACUGACAAUAUAUGCUGACAAUAUUAUAUUCGGUUGAGUGCGUUGUAAGACAAAGACAGAUUUGGAAAAUAUUACCACGGCAUUGUGUUCAUUUUUUUCAAAUCCUGAAAAAACCAAUAAAUAUUUUUGAAAAAUUUAAACGCAGAAUGAAAGACUAAAUUAUUACCGAGGGCCGAAAGUCCCUUAGAAUAAAUAAAAAGUUUAUUUUGAAUGAGAUAUUUGAAAUUAAAAAUCACACUAAAUUUUCUCUUAGUUUUUUCACCCCUGUAACUUAUUAAAAUAAACAUUAUAGAAGUUCUCAGGAACUUUCGGCCCUCGCUAAUAACGUAAUCUUUCAUUCUGCGUUUAAAUUUUUUAAAAAUACUUAUUAGUUUUCUCAGGAUUUGAAAAAAAUGAAUCCCCAUUUGAAUAGCA
Molecule: messenger RNA, 4532 nt
Organism: Diabrotica virgifera virgifera (western corn rootworm)
Lineage: Eukaryota; Metazoa; Arthropoda; Insecta; Coleoptera; Chrysomelidae
Exons: 10
Coding region: 315-2327 (670 amino acids)
Cellular component (GO): plasma membrane
Molecular function (GO): GTP binding; GTPase activity; calcium channel regulator activity
Source: RefSeq, a predicted model, not a curated record